Molecule: messenger RNA, 620 nt
Organism: Cuscuta campestris
Lineage: Eukaryota; Viridiplantae; Streptophyta; Magnoliopsida; Solanales; Convolvulaceae
Source: the annotation of a GenBank genome assembly
CGUGAAGUUCCCGGGUUCGCUAAGGAAAUCAGGCAGUCAACAGAUCAAAGAAACGAGACGAAAAUGGUUAAAGUGGCGACGUUCUUCGCGAUGACAUUGGGUGCCUUCGCUUUCUGGCAGUCGAUGGAUAGAAUCCAUGUCUGGAUAGCUCUCCAUCAAGAUGAGAAGAAAGAGAAAAUGGAGAUGGAAGCAGAGAUCAGGAAGAUGAGGGAGGAUCUGAUCAAAGAAAACAAGCAGCGAGAGUCACUUUCCAAAGCUGCGUGAGCUGCAUCUAGCCAUUGUUGUUGUUUUUAAAUAUCCAUUCGAACCAUAAGAGAUUCAAGAUUCAAUUGUGGUUUUCAUAAGUCAAGCUGAUUGUAAUGAAUGUAAUCAACAAAGUCUAGUUUGGACAUCUCUGUAUCUCUCUUUCUACAUUUGGCUUGGAAUGUAUUUGGAUUUUGAAAGGCUCUCUUGCAAAACCUAGCUGCUUCUAAGAUUGAGUAAAUCCCAAUUGUGGGACUUGUCUCAUUGUCUGUGCAGUUUAUUUGUUCUUUUGCAACCCGUGUUAAAUCAGCGACCUUUCAAUUUUAUUGAUAUUGUUGUGGUUGUAUUAUGUUUGAGUUGCCAAUGGGUAGGUUUUG